Molecule: messenger RNA, 990 nt
Organism: Quercus lobata
Lineage: Eukaryota; Viridiplantae; Streptophyta; Magnoliopsida; Fagales; Fagaceae
Product: ethylene-responsive transcription factor ERN1
Exons: 1
Coding region: 1-840 (279 amino acids)
Biological process (GO): regulation of DNA-templated transcription
Molecular function (GO): DNA binding; DNA-binding transcription factor activity
Source: RefSeq, a predicted model, not a curated record
AUGGAACAUCUACUUCAAAAGCAGCAGAAAGGAGUUUCAGUCUACAAACAAAGCAAAUUUAAAGAGAGGACUACCAAAAAUAGUAGAAGCAAGUUUGUUGGGGUGAGGCAAAGGCCUUCUGGGAAAUGGGUUGCAGAGAUCAAAGACACAACACAGAAGAUAAGGAUGUGGCUGGGGACCUUUGAGACUGCUGAAGAAGCUGCUCGAGCUUAUGAUGAAGCUGCUUACCUGCUUCGCGGUUCGAAUACUCGAACCAACUUUGCCACUAAUGUCUCCCCCAAUUCACCCAUCUCUUUGAAAGUCAAAAACCUCCUCAAUCAGAAAAAGAAUAUGAAACAACACCCUUCAGCAACCCCCAGUACUGUUAAACCAUGUACUAGAAUUAGUUCUGGCUGUUUUGUCACUAAUACCUUCCCUGAUGAUUGUUCCAAUUAUAUUACCAAUGAUAGUUCUAGCUACUGUUUGAAUUUUAGUGCUCCCUCUAGUGUCAAAGUCCAAGACACCCAAAUGUCUGGAGAUGCAUAUAGACCAGACUUGAGCAACUGCAUUGCUGAACUUGAAGCAACUAGGUCUUAUUCUGGUCACUUGUGGCCAUUACCGCCCGAGUUUGAUCAGCUUCCGUUAGUCCAAGAGAAGCUGGAGUUCCCAAAACAUGGUGGUUUAUUGCCUGGUACAACAGGGCUGGACUUCACAGAAUUUGAGCACAUGAAGGUAGAAAGACAAAUGUCAGCAUCAUUAUACGCUAUGAACGGAGUGAACGAGUGCAUGGAGAAUGCAUAUGAUGCUAGUGAUUCUCUCUGGGAUCUUUCUACUUUGUGUCACUUGUUCUGCACAAGUUGAUGCCCUCUCCUCUCUUAAUACAUUGAACUAUCAAAGCAUGAAGGUAAGAAGAGAUUGGAAGCUGUAAUGCUGUAUUUGAUUAAUGCAAUGAUACUGAAAGUCUGCUUUGUUCUACUUUCAAGAAGAGGUACUAUUUUUGGUGGUGCAAUG